Geodia barretti is the source of this 627-nucleotide messenger RNA. NCBI's taxonomy places the organism in Eukaryota, Metazoa, Porifera, Demospongiae, Tetractinellida, Geodiidae. The record is from the annotation of a GenBank genome assembly.
AUGACCAAGUCCCAGCACAUUUCCGAGCAGGAUGACCCAGAGCUGUACAGCAUCGUGCGCGAACAGGCGCGCCUGGCCGGCCUACCCAUGCCCAAGGUGUACGAGAUUCACACCGACUCACCCAACGCAUUCGCCACGGGCCGUAGCCCGAAGAAUGCCGCGGUUGCCGUUACCACCGGCAUCCGCCGCAUCCUGAGCCGUGAGGAGCUUUCGGCGGUGCUUCCCCACGAGAUGGCGCAUGUGGGCAACCGCGACACCCUGAUAAUGGCCGUAGUGGCGACCAUCGCAGGUGCCAUCUCCAUGCUGGCCAUGAUUGCCCAGUUCUCCGCGAUCUUCGGCGGUUUGCUCGGGGGACGCAUCAUCGCCAUCGUCAUGCCGAUAGCGGCGGCACUGGUCCGGGCAGCCGUGUCCCGCACCCGCGAGUUCCAGGCCGACGCCACCGGGGGGCCCACAACUGCGGCGAUCCCCUGGCACUGGCCAACGCGCUGCAGAAGCUGGAACGUGGUUCUGAGGUCCGUCCCAUGCGGGUUGUCGAGGGCGCCUCUCACCUGUUCAUUGUCAACCCGCUUCAGGGGGCCAACUUGGCCGGCCUUUUCUCCACCCAUCCACCGACGUCUGAGCGUGUGA